AUAAGGCUUGACUGCUGAAGUCAUUAUAUAAUAGUGAGAAAGACAAUACAAGAAGACAUACAUGCAGGUCAUUUCAUCACUUUACACAGAGUAUACAUUCAACUAUAAUCUCAAGUGGUCCAACUUUCAAAUCUUGUUUGCAUGGUUAAUCCUCUUAUAAUAUGGAAGCUCAGCGCAGGAAAACAGGUACACACUACUGGAAAACGUGUGAAAGUGUUGAGUUGUGUCUGACCAUUUUUUAAAGCAUCAGCACAACGUAUCAAAAAUCUUUCUGUUGGAAAACAUGUUAAAAUAAUCUUCACAGAACAGUAACGGCAUGCCACAUGAACUUUUUCAUUCACGCUGAAAUUUCUGUAAAACAACCUCACAUUGGUAAUAAAUAUGAACUCCACUGGGGUUGAUAAACAUUCUAGUCUAAAGCUUGUAUGUUCCUGAAGGGUUUUCUUAAUCUUCUCGCUAGCGUUUGUUCGUUGACCUGCUGGGAAAAAAAGGAAAAAAGCUGCUAGUCUCAUUGAGAGCAAAGCCCCUUUAGUUGAACUCCAGUAUAUAAGGCAGAACUUUGUCUUAAAUCUAAGACUUGCAGCAGCAGCCUUCAGCACCACAGACAUGUUGAACGUCAGUGAGCAGCCUCUGCAGUUCCUGCCCUCCAGGACCUCCGACCGUCUCCUACAGCCAUUCUGGGAUUAUUUGCUUCUUCACCACCUGCCUCUCAUCUCAUCUCCUUUUUUCCCCAUCCUCCUCGCCUUUUCCAGCUAUUUCUUCUUCAGUAUACCUUUUGCUAUACUGGACGUCUUGGGAGAAAGGGUGCCUUUAUUCCACCAGUACAAGAUCCAAACAGACAGGAAGCCAACUCUGGGAAUGAUGGCUAAGAGCUUCUCCACAGCAGUGUAUAACCACAUCUUCUUUGUUCUACCAGCUGUAAUAAUCAGCAUGUUCUUCUUGUCUCCACCAGCACUUCCACCACAGGCUCCAACACUGUAUGAGCUAUUUGUUGAUGGACUGGCUGUACUCCUGCUAUUUGACACGCAAUAUUAUAUUUGGCAUUUCACGCAUCAUAAGCAUCCACAGCUGUACCGCUGGAUUCAUGCCAUCCACCAUGAAUACAUUGCACCAUUCUCAUGGUCGACUGAACACCUGAGCAUCCCAGAACUGAUGACAGUGGGACUCUGGAGCAAUCAGGACCCAAUUCUUUUAAGAUGCCACCCACUGACCACGUGGUCCGUCACAGUUUUUAGUCUCUGGAUGUCUGUAGAAGACCACAUAGGCUAUGACCUGCCGUGGGCCCUGAACCACCUGGUGCCUUUUGGCCUGCUGGGUGGUGCACCAGCUCACGACAUGCACCACCAGAAGCCAAACAGUAACUUUGCUCCUUUCUUCAGCCACUGGGACAGAAUCUUUGGCACCGCUGUGCCUUUGAAGAAAAAAAAUGAUAAAAGAUAAUAAGUGAAUGUAAUUCUAUAAUCACUCCUGUUUCCUUUGACUUUGUCAGUCUGACACAAUGUUCUUUGCACUGUCACAUUCUUUCCCAUUUGGUAAAUCUCCUAUUUUUCUACUUUGAAUUACAGUUGCCUCAUUGUGUAGCACUUUCUGCCUCCUUGCUGGUGUCUUUUGUUUGGCAGCUUUCUCAGCGUAUUAUCAAUGUUGGUUACAAUGUGUAUAUUUUCAAUUAAAAUCAUGUUUACAAAGAA
This is a messenger RNA of Amphiprion ocellaris (clown anemonefish), 1688 nucleotides long. RefSeq names its product cholesterol 25-hydroxylase like 1, tandem duplicate 1 (gene ch25hl1.1). Gene Ontology annotation, biological process: sterol biosynthetic process; cholesterol metabolic process. The transcript has a single exon. NCBI's taxonomy places the organism in Eukaryota, Metazoa, Chordata, Actinopteri, Pomacentridae. The coding region runs from base 607 to 1440 and encodes 277 amino acids. Gene Ontology annotation, molecular function: steroid hydroxylase activity; C-4 methylsterol oxidase activity; iron ion binding. The record is from RefSeq and is a predicted model, not a curated record.